Molecule: messenger RNA, 1854 nt
Organism: Dendronephthya gigantea
Lineage: Eukaryota; Metazoa; Cnidaria; Anthozoa; Malacalcyonacea; Nephtheidae
Exons: 4
Coding region: 253-1236 (327 amino acids)
Source: RefSeq, a predicted model, not a curated record
UCACUCAAACAUUCAAACACUUUGGAAAAUUUUGUGAACAACAGUAUAAGUUGAAGUUGAAACUGAACGAAUUUGAAGUUUAAGAAUCACUGCAGAUAUUCUGUGAGCCAACUUACAAUUGAAAUUCGACGACUAUCGCAGACUACAAAUUACUUCGAAUCAGUUAACACUCGGAAGACUUCUAAUAGUUUGUGGUCGACGAGAAGUUUGCAUUUUGGCUUGGUUACAAGAAUUAAAGACAAAAAAAAAAUAAUGGCGGCGUCGCAAAAAAACAUUGUGGGUGAAGAAGAUAUAGUACUAUCAGGUGAGGAUAUUAAAGAAAUGACAGAAAACACGCGUUCAUUCUCCUUGGCUUUACGAGCCCUUUAUACACACAAAGUUCUUGAUGAUAAAAGUGAUGCCGCAAUAAAGUUCAAAGAUGUUCGAGACGAGACAGCACAGCAUGCAAACGUGUAUGCGAAACACGUCAUUCCUGAAACGACAAAUUUUAUAAGGUCUCUUAAAGAUUACUUCGUGAAUUACACCGUUCCAUUUGACGAUUGGAGCAAAAUGUUACCAUCUAUUUUAAUUGAAACGGAGGCUCUGAUAACCGAUGUGGAGAAACUGUUAGAUUUGUACCACAAUAUCAUGGUUCCGUUAAAAAAAUGUGAAGAUAAGGCACGUGUGAUUUCGGCAGAGUUCCAUAUUUUACAAACGAAGUAUGAAGAGGAAUGUAAGAAAUACGAAAGAGAGGCAGACAAAAUAAAAAACAAGUAUAGUUUCCAAAUCUUAAAUCGUAUCACGUAUCCUUUCCGUACACAGUCUGUUGAAGCAAAGAUGGAUUUGGCACAAAAAGCGAAAGCUCGUUCAAAACCACACAAAAACGCAGCAGAAAUUGUGGAUAAAACCUUUAUUUCUAAGCUUCAAAAAUUUAUUGCAAGCUUGGAAAAUAUAUCAGGUUUCUUUACAGUCACUAAACAAGAUUUAAUAUCGUUCAAAGAUACUCAAAAGCCGGAAAAUAGAAAAAAAAUGAAACAGCAUUAUGACAAUAUGAAUCACGGAGCCAGUGGUAUAAAAGCUGCGUGUAAUAUAUUCUUUUCAUCACUCCCAGCCGUUACCACCAACUUUGAUGCACUUCCUAUUCAAGGUUCUGCACAACGACAAUCACAAUAUGUUACUCUGGAAAUGCAGCCAUCAGAAAUACCGCCACAACCAAAAUAUGUUUUACUGAAAUUAAGCCUACCAGAAAAUCCAUAAGAACUAAAACAAGUUGUACUGGAAAUAAAAAAAUCAGAAAUUCCACCACCAAAAAAACAUAUUAUAUUGGAAUUAAAACAACCAAAAACACCAGUAAAACCAAGUCUUGUUACAGUGGAAAUAAAACAAUCAGUAAUUCCACCACCAAAACAUGUUAUACUGGAAAUAAAACAAUCAGAAACAGCAGCACCACCAAAACCUUUUGUACUGGAAAUUGGACCAUAAGCAAAGCUAGCAUAACCAGAACUUUUUCUACUAGAAAUAAAAGAACCAAACAAAGAUGCAAACACUACCAGAACACGAUCAAUAAGAAAAAACCCACCAGAAAUAUGACAUGACUUUUUGUUUAAAAAUUCACAAAUUCCGAACAAAAUCUAGAAGAUCAUCAUAUAAUUAAAUAUUUAUAUAAUUAAAUACUUCUACAAGGAACCAACUGGAAUUCAAACGAGCUAGAUAGGUACCAAGAUGAUUAUAUGAUAUGUAUGAUUGUAAAAUAUAAUCUUGGAUUUAUAUAUUAGAAUUUAAAUGAGAAUAGAGUAAUGACAAGAGCACAAAUAUACACACAAGGGCGUAUGAAGGGAGGGAUGUGACAAUUAACAAAAUUUAUAAUAAAAUUUG